Schistosoma mattheei is the source of this 2234-nucleotide messenger RNA. The record is from the annotation of a GenBank genome assembly. Lineage: Eukaryota; Metazoa; Platyhelminthes; Trematoda; Strigeidida; Schistosomatidae.
GGGACACAUACAUUCUAUCGUUAAUGUACUUAGGUUGCUUCCUGGAGGCAUCGGUGUUUCAAUGCUACUAUAUACGGAAGCCCGUUAAGCUAUAUUUUCUUCUAUUCUGUUCAGAAUCACUUGACUUAUUUUUAAUCUGCGUAGUUUGAAUUUCUGGGAUUCGUCAAGGGCGUGUUUACGUCCCAAGCAUGACACAACCCCCAACUCAAGAAAAGCUAACACGUAUCGCCAUCGUCAGCAGUGACAAAUGCAAACCGAAAAAGUGUCGUCAAGAGUGUAAAAGAUCAUGUCCUGUUGUGCGCAUGGGUAAACGAUUGUUGUGGUAAUGUAAUUCUUGAAGGUAAACUGUGCAUUGAGGUCACACCAAACGACAAAAUCGCAUUUUUAUCAGAAGAAUUGUGCAUCGGGUGCGGUAUUUGUAGCAAAAAAUGCCCUUUUGAAGCCAUCUCUAUUAUAAAUCUUCCUAGUAAUUUGGAAAAGGAGGUUACCCAUCGUUAUGGUCCGAACUCAUUUAAGCUACAUCGUCUGCCUAUGCCGCGCCCUGGUGAGGUUCUGGGAUUAGUUGGAACCAACGGUAUCGGAAAGUCCAGUGCUUUAAAGAUACUUGCCGGUAAACUUAAACCCAAUCUUGGCCGGUUCAAGAAUCCACCGGAUUGGACUGAAAUAUUAACAUAUUUCCGUGGUUCGGAACUACAGAAUUAUUUCACAAAAAUCUUAGAGGACAAUUUGAAAGCUGUUAUUAAGCCACAAUAUGUUGAUCAAAUCCCUAAAAUCGUAUCUGGUGAGGUUAAAACCUUACUUAAUCGAAAGGACGAUAGAGGCAACCAAGAUCACGUUUUAGAAAUGCUUGAUCUUCAAGUAGUCACUGAACGUAUGGUAGGCGAUUUAUCUGGUGGUGAACUUCAAAGAUUUGCUUGUGGAAUGGUUUGUGUUCAAAAAGCUGAUAUAUAUAUGUUUGAUGAGCCUAGUUCUUACCUGGAUGUCAAGCAGCGUUUAAAAACAGCUAUAGCUAUACGUGAACUACUGGAGGGUACAAAUUAUGUUAUUGUUGUGGAGCAUGAUUUAUCUGUUUUGGAUUACUUGUCUGACUUCAUAUGCUGUCUUUAUGGUGUCCCAGGUGCUUAUGGGGUAGUCACUAUGCCUUUUUCCGUUCGUGAAGGAAUAAAUAUAUUUUUGGAUGGUGUGGUCCCUACGGAAAAUUUGCGUUUUCGAGAAACACCACUGGUUUUCAAGGUGUCCGAAACCGGUAACGAAGAAGAAUUAAAACGUACAGCUCGUUACGAUUAUCCAACCAUGUAUAAAAGCUUGGGUUCAUUCGAGUUGACAGUGGAGGCUGGAUCAUUUACUGAUUCUGAAAUCAUUGUAAUGCUUGGUGAGAAUGGCACUGGUAAAACUACAUUUAUUCGCAUGUUGGCUGGUAAUCUGAAACCUGAUGGUGAUGAAAAGUGUCCAGUUUUACAUGUAUCAUAUAAACCGCAAAAAAUUAGUCCAAAAUCAGAGAAAACAGUUCAAAUUUACUUUUGGAAAAAAUCCGUGAUUCAUUUACACAUCCACAAUUUUCAACAGAUGUGCUUAAGCCAUUACAAAUGGAACGACUUUAUGAUCAGCAAGUAAUGAACUUAUCUGGUGGUGAAUUGCAACGAUUAGCUAUUACAUUGUGCCUUGGCCAACCAGCUGAUGUCUAUCUAAUUGAUGAGCCAUCAGCUUAUUUAGAUUCGGAACAGCGUUUACAUGCUGCAAAAGUUAUUAAACGAUUUAUACUGCAUGCUAAAAAGACAGCUUUUGUUGUAGAACAUGAUUUUAUCAUGGCAACAUACUUAGCCGAUCGAGUUGUUGUAUUUGACGGUCAACCUGGUGUUAAGGCUACAGCAACAACUCCACAAAAUUUAGUUACUGGUAUGAAUAAAUUUUUACAAUCACUUGAUAUAACAUUUCGACGCGAUCCAACCAAUGCUAGACCAAGAAUUAACAAAUUGAAUUCGGUCAAAGAUGUUGAACAGAAAAGGAGCGGCAAUUAUUUUUUUCUUGGAGAUUAAGUUUUCUUUGUUUAUAGACCUGCCUACCUUCUCACUUUUUGCAAGUUUUUCAACAAUGCCUGUUGGGUUUUGCUUUUCUGUCAGAAAUCUGUGUAUAUGGUUGGUGUAAUAUGUGUAAUGAUUUAAUUUCUCUGACUAAUCACUUGCCUAUUUAUUGACUGACUAGGUUAUUAAUAUAUAAUACAAUUGUUGGAACAA